GGAUGAUGACACUAGCUGUGAUCAAGACUAGCACAAAACAAAAUGGCUACCUUAAAAGAAAUUGUGGGUUUGUACCAAAACUUAAAACGUGAAUUUGACAGAAAGCCUCCUAAUUUAGACAGAUGUGGUGAAUUUUUGACAAAGCUAAAGGUUGCGCUCACUUCGGUAACAUUUUUGCCAACAGAUGAGUCAAAUCCAUCAAAACAGGAACUUCUAAUUGCAAGAGAUGUUCUUGAAAUAGGAGCACAGUGGGCUAUUGCCAAACGAGAUAUACCUGCUUUUGAGCGAUACAUGGCUCAACUCAAAUGUUACUACAUGGAUUACAAGGACAAUUUGCCAGAAUCAGCAUACAAACACCAGCUUCUGGGAUUAAAUUUGUUGUGUCUGCUAUCACAGAACAGACUUGCAGAAUUUCACACAGAGCUUGAACUUUUACCAGUGAAGGAAAUUCAGACAAACAUUUAUAUAAAGCACCCUGUGUCCAUGGAGCAGUAUUUGAUGGAAGGAAGUUAUAACAAGGUGUUUUUAGCCAGAGGAAAUGUUCCAGCAGAAAAUUACAACUUUUUCAUAGAUAUUCUUCUCAAUACUAUCAGAGAUGAAAUUGCCUUAUGUAUAGAGAAAGCCUAUGAAAGAAUAGCCUUGAGUGAAGCUGCCAGAAUGUUAUUUUUUGAAAUGCAAAAACCCAUGAGGGAAUAUGCAUUACAGAGGAAGUGGAGCACAGGAGCUGAUAAUUUCUUUUCAUUCAACCAAGAACCAAAAGACACUGACGAAGUGAUACCAGCUAAAUUGCUCGCUGAACAGACAAUAGAAUAUGCCAGACAACUGGAGAUGAUUGUGUAGUAUACUGGAUUAUGGACACUUGAUUAUCAUGCUAGUGUGAUGUUCUUGAACAAAAUCUAAGUUGAUAUGCAGAGACAUUUUGUUAAAAAGAAGAAUAAAAAAACCUUGUAAAACUUAUUCUUGGAGUAUCACUGCACAUGAUAUCCUUUUGUUUAAAUCUUCAAGCCAGUCAGUUUUGAAAAUUUACAUUUGUUUUUUUAUCAGUAGAAAGGUAACUUUGUGGUGUUAUAGCAAUGAUGGUGGAAAUGACUGUGCAUUGUCAGUUUGAUACUCUGACAGUCUUUAUAUGCUUUGUCAGUCAUCUGGUAUAAAAGACUCGGCAGAACCUUUUGUUUAUGAAUAAAGAAAAUGAUGUCUA
Gigantopelta aegis is the source of this 1198-nucleotide messenger RNA. Its product is annotated as 26S proteasome non-ATPase regulatory subunit 8-like. Gene Ontology annotation, biological process: proteasome-mediated ubiquitin-dependent protein catabolic process. The transcript is spliced from 8 exons. Gene Ontology annotation, cellular component: nucleus; proteasome regulatory particle; proteasome regulatory particle, lid subcomplex. Bases 43 to 840 code for a protein of 265 amino acids. NCBI's taxonomy places the organism in Eukaryota, Metazoa, Mollusca, Gastropoda, Neomphalida, Peltospiridae. The record is from RefSeq and is a predicted model, not a curated record.